AUGAUUACUACCAUGGCCUCCGUCGCUCGCCCGCCGACCUCUCGCACCAGCCACCGCCGCUCCGCCUCUUCCCGCCCCUUCCGCGCAUUGUCUCCGCUCUCCGCGCUGCUCCUUGCCGCGUGCUGCCACCUCGCGCUCUCCCCGAACCGCGGGGUCCUGCCUGUGGCGCGUGCGACGCCGCAAGUCCCGUGGGAUAACUUCACCUCGCCGUGCACGCCGCUCUCAGACCCUCCCCUCGCCGGCUUCAAGCUGUGGAGCGAUGCAGCGACGUGGCCGGGAGGAGUGGUGCCGGGCGUGGGGGCGGGCAAGGGCGGCAACGCCACCAUCCCGUGCGGAGUGGCCUUGCUUCUCGACAUGCCCUCUGUCGUGCUCUCCACCCUCACCAUUCGGGGCAUGCUCAAAAUCGAGGACACAGCAUCACGGCCGGUGGUGCAGGUGAACGCGUCGUUUGUGAUCGUGGAGGGGCAGCUGAUCGUGGGCAACAGCACCAACCACUUCUCCCAGCGGGUCGUCUUCACGCUCACGCACAACCCCAACGGCCGUGCGCCUUACCAGUACACUGCCAACGCACCCGCUGACCCCGCCAACCCCCGCAACUUCGGCCACAAGGCCUUCGUCGUGGUGGGAGGGCAGGUGAGCAUGCACGGCAUGCCGGGCGGCUCCUCGACUCCCUCCUGGUGCCGUCUGGCAGCGACAGCACAGGCGGGCGAUUCAGCCAUCAUAGUGGACCGGGACGUCACGGCAUGGCCCGUGGGCUUCUAUGUUGGCCUCGCCUCCACCGACUUCUAUGCUGAUCAAAUCGACGUUGCCAAGAUCGUUGGUGUGACUGCCAUGCCCGGCAACAAGUGGAAAGUGGCGCUGAGCGCGCCGCUCUCCUACAGCCACUUCGGAGAGGUGGUGCCCGAUGGGUUCGGCGGCACGAUAGACGAGCGCGGGGAGGUGGUGCUGCUGAACCGCACAGUGGCCAUUCGAGGGGAGGACGAGGCGGCACCGCACAACUGGGAGGGCGGGCACUUCAUGGUGUUCUUCACUCAGACCGCGCAGAUGAUAGAGGGCGUGGAGUUUGCCCAGAUGGGGCAGCAGGGGCAGCUGGGGCGCUAUAACAUUCACUUCCACCUGUGUGGGAACCAGGCGGGGAAGAGUGUGGUGCGCAAGAACGUCAUGCAUGACAGCAAGCAGCGCUGUGUGGUGGUGCACGCCACCUUCAAUCCUCAUCGCGUCCCCUUCUCACCCCCCUCCCCCAUGCAGCGCUGUGUGGUGGUGCACGCCACCUUCAAUCCUCAUCGCGUCCCCUUCUCACCCCCCUCCCCCAUGCAGCGCUGUGUGGUGGUGCAUGCCACGUUCAAUCUGACGGUGGAGGAGAACGUGGCGUUCAACACGAGAGGGCAUUGCUUCAUGGUGGAGGAAGGGGGCGAGCAGGGCAACUCCUUCAUCCGCAACCUCGGCGUCUGGACGCGCCCAGGUGUGUACACGCCUCUUGUCGGCAUCUGGACGCGCCCAGGUGUGUACACGCCUCUUGUUGGCAUCUGGACGCGCCCAGGUGUGUACACGCCUCUUGUCGGCAUCUGGACGCGCGCAGUGGAGGUGAAGAUAUCAAGCGACGAGACGGAUGACGAGCCAUCCACAUUCUGGAUCACCAACCCCAACAACAACUAUAUUGGGAAUGUCGCCGCCGGCUCAGAAGACACCGGCUUCUGGCUCGAGCUACGGGACGAAGUGAGGGGGCUGUCAUCGCAGUGGCCAGAGAUCAACACGCUGAUCCCCUUCAACUACCACCGCGUGGGAAAGUUUGAAGGCAACGUGGCGCACUCGUGUGAGGUUGGCUUCCGUGACUACCCCGGGGGCUUCAACCCCCGCUUCAACGCCUCCACCCUCGACCAGGACGAGACCUACUGGGACCAUCCAGUGUGGGUGACUAUCUCGGGCUUCACUCUCUAUAAGAACACCUACGCGGGGGCGUUCAUCCACAACACGGACUACGUGGUGUUUGACGGCUUCACAGCAGCGGACAACGUGUGGGGGGUGGAGAUGUCUCAGGUGGAGGGCAUUGUCAUGCGCAACCUCAGGGUGGUGGGGCACACCACCAACUACGGCAACCCCUAUGACUGCACCGACCCGGACUCUGACGGCUGCGCUCCGGUCUCCGGCUGCAAGUUUCCAUUGGCGGAGGGGCAGCAGGGGCGCAGUGUGGGGGAUGGGGGGCUUAAUGAGCCCGUAUACGGGCUGGUGUUGACGCAGAGCCCAUGGUUCACUGAUGGGCUCUUCAACAACGUUGUUGACGGCGCUAAGUUCGAUGGGUUUGACAGCACGUGCAAGCCGUCUGCAGCGGUGGCGGUGGGGGGGGACAUGGGAACGUACUGGAAUGCAGGCAACAGCCUCAAGGAAAACCCGUACGACGACUCACAGUUCCAGUCUCAACACAUCUCAACUCGCAUUAUCUCCCUCUCACCCUCCUCUCCUCCACUCCCUUCUCUCUCCCGUGUGCCUGACCCUGAGCAGUACGACCAGUCAGAGGUGGAGGACCAUGGGGAGGCAGCGACACAGGUGGCGUUGAGGGACUUGGACGGCAGUAUACCCAUGCCCGGAGCCAAUGCAUACGCGUGCCCCUCGCUCGCACACUGCUUCCGCACCGUCAACGUCCGCUACCUUGAACCCGCCACCGCAGCCAACACCAACCGCACGCAGGCCCACGGCGUGAUGAGUUUCAUCAAGGUGGUGCGUGCGAGUGACGGCGCGGAGCAGACGUUUGACGGGAACUCAGACCACAUCGAGCUGGAGGAGGGUGGGGGGGAGGCGGAGCGGGUGUUUGGGUUCACAGCGCUGGUGGGGGAGGUGUAUGUGGUGGAGGUGGUGGGGCCGGAUGGGGAGGAGGAGUGGCAGCCGGAGGAGGUGGAUGUGUACUUUGGGGAUGGCGUGGAUAAGGACUUUGCGGGGGACUGUGGAGGGGCUGUGACGGUGCGGCUCAAGGCGCCUGCUGGAGGGGACACACAGUGGGCCCCCAGGAUGGCAGAUAACGCUGCGUGUCGGCCCUGUACUGGCACCACUCAGCGUGCCCCCGCCCUGUUCUCAUACGAGUGCAAUGCGGAGUCAGAGCAGCAGCAGGUGCAGGUGGUGCUGUCAGGCGAUGUGGACUACUACCUCCCUGCUGCCCUCUUCCUCUCCCAGGACCCCCCUGCACCCUGCUCCACCCCUUCGCACUGUGGCCUCCUAGCACCGAGUGCAGUGUGGCGCUACAACCAGGAGGGGGGCGAGCUACAUCCACUCUCCCCCGGCGGUCCAGCCUACUACAACCCGAAUUUCCCGGACUCCUCCUGGCCCUCGGGCCCCGCCCCGCUCGCCUACGUGGGAUUUGACUGGGACAAAGUGGGCACGUUCCUAAUGGAGCCAUCAUGGGACACCCGAACCACAUACUACUUCCGCACGUCCUUCUCCCUCACCAACUCGGCGUGCGUCUCAAGCCUGCUGCUGCAAAUGCCGGUGAACGAUGGUGUGAUUGUCCACAUCAACAACCGUGAGGUGCUGCGCCUCAACAUGCCCCAAGGGGAUGUCACCAACGCCACCUCCGCGCUGUUGGAUAAAGAGGCGAUCAACGACGACGGAGACAGGUUCAUCUACACAGAGGCGACAGUGAAGCUGGGGGGGGCGGCAGCGGCGCCGGUGCUGGUAGACGGGGUGAACGUGGUGGCAGCAGAGGUGCACCUCAAUCAGGACGACGGCUGGGACAUCGCCUGGGCGCUUCGCCUCUCUGCUCUCCCCUCGUACGUGGAUUUGCCUGUGUGUCUGUGUCACACAUGCCUGUGUGUGGCAUGGGAUGUGUGA
Closterium sp. Naga37s-1 is the source of this 3819-nucleotide messenger RNA. The record is from the annotation of a GenBank genome assembly. Lineage: Eukaryota; Viridiplantae; Streptophyta; Zygnematophyceae; Desmidiales; Closteriaceae.